CAACGCUCGCCGGGCGCACACCGGUGCACCUACACCGCGACCGUGAUGGGGCCGUGCUGCUGCAAGCCGAAACAUGAUGAAACAGAACUCUUGCCCGGCUAUGGUGCAGUCGAACGUCGAACGUCAAGUCUAUCGUCGAGUGUCACUACAGGGAGAGGCAUGCACGGAAGGGAGGCCUACAAAUUCCACCCACCCACCUUUGAAUACAAGGAACCUGACGACUUGAUCAGUUCUUUUCCACGCGAAUCAUUUCAAUCAGCUCAAAACGUAGCAGACCUGUUUACCCAAGCAAGAGCGGUUUGCGUGGGGGUAAACGAUUGUCUAAAUGACUGCACGAGGCAGCUAAAGCUCCCAAAGCACGCUUGUCUAAGUGCCUGCAUUGCCACAAUAAAGGAUAAUCUGCGAGGAUGUGCAGUUGAAGUUGAUUUUGUGGACGCUCAACCUGAACGUGGUUGUCCGCCACAAUUGGUUCUCUCACAGGAAGGUAUAAAGGGGAAUGUGGACUUGGCGUGUAACAGACUAAAUGAAGCCCUUAAAUUGGCUUUUGAGUUUUCCAACGAUGAAAAACAUGGGACACUCAGGUAUGACAAGGCUUUAGUGGGAAAUUUCCAGAAAGAGUCGCACUACUUCAGUGAGGAGAUACUAAAAGAACCCAAGUCGCUUCCGUGCCUUCACUCGUUCUGCCAGGAAUGCCUCGAAAAAUACGUCCGUCUCCGACCACUGAACGACGAGGUAGAAGAGGGGGCGCCGCUGGACGUUCGCGACAUCGUCCCGUGUCCCAAGUGCAAGAUUCGGGCGCAACUGGACCCCGUCGGCGGGGAAGGCGAGGCGGGCAGCGUCGUAGCAAGCCUCAAGACCAACGCCUGUCUGAAGAACCUGGUGAGGCACUAUAAAAUCGCCCAGGAGGUGGUUGCGGCCCGUAGGUCUAGGUGCGGUUUUUGCUCAGCGGCGGAUAACGAGGCCGUGGCGUUCUGCCAAACCAGAUGCAACCGAUUCUUGUGCCAGCCAUGCUUGGAAUCACACAGGAGGAUGACCCUUUCGUCGGGUCACAAAAUUGUGAGCCUGGAAGACGUUCGCUCGAAUGGAGAAAAUUCACCAGUGCUGCAGAGUUACAGAACCAGAAAGUGUAGCGAGCAUUUCGUGGAAGGACGUGACGACCCGAACGAGCGAAUGACUGACAUUAACAUCUACUGCUUCCAGUGCAGGAAGGUUAUCUGUUGCAUGUGUGCCAUUACUGAGCACCAACCACACAACCCCAAGAAGGUGGCAAGUAUUAUCAUAAAUGAUCCUGACCACCGUCCACUAAUCGUAGCAAAGAUCAAGGAAACCGAACGAGUCAUGCACGAACAGCUCGAUAUGAGCUCCGCGAAGCUCCAAGGGAGAAAAUUCCACAUCGAAGACGCCAAAUUGAACACCGAAACGAAUAUUAAAAAAAUUGACUUCAUGAGGUUGAAGUCAGAGCUCGACCAAGGAAAGGAAUUCUUACUGCGGCGCAUAGAAAACAUCCGCCAGCAUCAUCUUAACACUCUUCGCCAGCAGAGAAAAGCACUCGGCAGCAAAAGAGCGGCAAUCCAGCGUACCAUCAACUUUGUCGAUCGUCGUCUCAAUCUCGGUAGUCACGAAGACAUAGUCCACUUCAGCAAGGAGAUGAACCAGCAAGUAUCUCGUCUUCUCUGGGAGUCGAGGGAGGACCCACCACAAUGUGCCUACAGGAGGGUGGUUAAUCUUGUUCACGAGGAACAGAACAUGGCUGGGGUGAUGGGAAACGUAUCGGCCGAGCCUUGCAUCGAAAUUUUCACCGCCGACGAAAUCCACAACGUUGAUUUCGCACGCUAUAAGGAAGUCGAAUUCACCGUCACUGCUCGCGACGUUUUGAGAAACGAAGCAGCUGCAGACGAUGAUAUGGUGCUUGUAGAGCUUCAGCCUGUGGGUCGGCCUGCUGACGAGAUUGUACGAGCAAAGGUCACGAAACUCCGAAACGGAAAGUGUCUGGUGACGCUAAAACCACAGAGAACUGGGGAUCACACACUCAGCAUACAGGUGGCUAGGGCCGGCCAGUUUCAACACAUACAAAACAGCCCCUUUCGAGUUGUAGUAGCGGUUAACCUUUCAAUGAACCUCUACGAAGUGUAG
Geodia barretti is the source of this 2133-nucleotide messenger RNA. The record is from the annotation of a GenBank genome assembly. Lineage: Eukaryota; Metazoa; Porifera; Demospongiae; Tetractinellida; Geodiidae.